AUGGCAUCCCUUGCUCACAAGCGCAAGCGCGACUCUCUCGACCAUGACGUUGGUCACGCAUCUGCCCAAGGAGACUUCAAAGAGUACAGAGACCCAUCAAAUGGCGAGUACGAAGCUCCGUUUCUUCACUCAAGCCACGAGAACGAUAUGCCGCCGCACUUUGCCGAUGCUCUAGUCCAACACAAUGCCGGCGACCACGGUGUUCAUGACCAUUCCUUGCACGACCACAACGUCCACAAUCAGGGCUCGACCAAUGGACAAAGCGCGAGCGAGACGGCCAACGCUGCUCUGCACUACUCGAUGGGCGUACCACAGAACCAUGACGAGUCUUUCCUGACACACAACGACGGUCAUCGCGAGUCCAGCGCCACCUUCUCCCUCGACGCUGGCGCUGGUCAGCCAAAUUCAGAGGCAUACGGCGAGUUCGCCGGCCUCGAGCAGUUGAAGGAUAAUGCACAGCCUCAGCAACAGCAGCAACAGCCUCCGCCCCAGAAUUCGGUCCUGGGUACCACAGAAGACUCACCUUCAGCAACGCCGUCUGGUAACAAGCCCGCUGUGGGAACCGACGAAUGGCACAAGGUCCGUCGUGACAACCACAAAGAAGUCGAACGCCGUCGCCGAGAAACCAUCAACGAGGGCAUUAACGAGCUCGCCAAGAUUGUGCCUGGCUGCGAAAAGAACAAAGGAAGCAUUCUUCAACGUGCCGUUCAGUUCAUCACACAACUCAAAGAGAACGAAUCUCAGAAUAUUGAGAAGUGGACAUUGGAGAAGCUUCUCACCGAACAAGCCAUCGCUGAACUCAGCGGUUCUUGCGAUAGGCUCAAGGGUGACCUAAAUCAAGUCUACAAAGAUCUGGAAGCAUGGAAAAGAUGCGCCCAACGCGCCGGAGUCGAACCUACGGAAGAGGACCGCGCAGCUGCUGCUGGCAACCGUGACGACGAUGUUUAG
Aureobasidium subglaciale EXF-2481 is the source of this 948-nucleotide messenger RNA. RefSeq lists its product as uncharacterized. Lineage: Eukaryota; Fungi; Ascomycota; Dothideomycetes; Dothideales; Saccotheciaceae. The transcript is spliced from 2 exons. Gene Ontology annotation, cellular component: nucleus. The record is from RefSeq and is a predicted model, not a curated record. Gene Ontology annotation, molecular function: protein dimerization activity; DNA-binding transcription factor activity. The coding region runs from base 1 to 948 and encodes 315 amino acids.